This is a messenger RNA of Columba livia (rock pigeon), 4559 nucleotides long. It is a transcript of the gene NT5DC1, whose product is annotated as 5'-nucleotidase domain containing 1. Gene Ontology annotation, molecular function: 5'-nucleotidase activity. The transcript is spliced from 12 exons. The record is from RefSeq and is a predicted model, not a curated record. Bases 55 to 1602 code for a protein of 515 amino acids. Lineage: Eukaryota; Metazoa; Chordata; Aves; Columbiformes; Columbidae.
UCUCCCCGCCGCGGGCUUUGCCGCCAGGCUGUCCAGCCCGUUCGGAGGGGAGAGAUGAUCCCGCUCCGCACUCCGAAGCGACCCCGCGCAGGUGAGGGCAGCCCCGCCGGGGCGAGGGCGGGGGGCUCCGACCGCCCCGCCCCGCGCCGCAGGAAGCACCGCCCUCGCUCCUUCCUUCUCCUCCUCCUCCUCUUCCUCCUCCAGCCGCCUCUCCGCGGCGGUGGCGGCGGUUUGGCGAUGCAGGGGGAUUUCUCUCUGGCUGACUGCGACGUGAUGGGCUUCGACCUGGACCACACGCUCUGCCGGUACCACCUCCCGCAGAGCGCACGGUUAAUAUAUGAUAGUUUUGCCCACUAUCUGGUAACGGAGAAGGGUUAUGACAAGGACUUGCUGACUCUAGCUCCAGAUAGCUUGGACUUCUGUUGUAAAGGCUUGGUGUUGGACAUAGAAGAAGGAAACUUCCUGAAACUAGCAGAAGAUGGAACAGUUUUAAGGGCAAGCCAUGGUACAAAGUGCAUGACAUCUGAAGAGAUCCUGGAGACAUUUGGAAGGAGGGAGUGGAAGCAUUUCAGUACAGUCAGUGGAAUGGUUUCCCGCUCAGCUAAAUACUAUUUGUACGAUAAUUAUUUUGACCUGCCAGGAGCUCUCUUGUGUGCAAGGGUUGUGGACAGCUUAGAUCAGCAUGAUCGUCAGAAAACAUAUGACUUCUGGAAGGACAUGGUGGCUGCUAUCCAGCAUAAUUAUAAAAUAUCAGCUUUUAAAGAAGACUGUGGGAUGUAUUUCCCAGAAGUGAAAAAUAACCCAGACAAAUAUUUACAAAGAUGUCCCGAGUCUGUAAAAAAGUGGCUGAAACAACUGAAGAGUGCUGGGAAGAUUCUGCUAUUAAUUACUAGUUCCCACAGUGACUAUUGCAGGCUCCUGUGUGAACAUACUAUUGGGAAUGAUUUUGAAGAGUAUUUUGAUGUUGUGAUCACAAACGCUUUGAAACCUGGUUUCUUCUCCCAUACCCCAAACCAAAGACCUUUCCGAACUCUUGAGAAUGACGAGGAGCAGGAGGCUCUGCUGUCACUGGACAAGCCUGGAUGGUAUUCCCAAGGCAACACUAUCCAGCUUUAUGAACUACUGAAGAAAAUGACUGGCAAAUUGGAUCCCAAGGUUGUUUAUUUUGGUGACAGCAUGCACUCAGAUAUUUUCCCAGCCCGUCACUAUAGCAACUGGGAAACCGUCUUCAUCUUAGAGGAGCUUCUAGGGGACAAAGUUACAGUGCCUGCGGAGAAUGAAUCUGAACCGUUGGAGAAGAAAGGAAAAUAUGAGGGAGGCCAGCUGAAAACUCCUUACUUUAUAUCUGAACAAUGGGGCUCUUACUUCGUGGACAGAUUGCCAGGGCUGGAAAAUGCAGAGGAAACUUUAGUUCGCACGUGGUCCUGUAAAUGUAUAAGCACUUACAGCACUAUCGCAAUCCCUAGUCUUGAAGCAAUAGCAGAUUUACCACUGGAUUAUAGAUUUACACGAUUUUCCUCAAAUAACUCAGCAACUGCUGGGUACUACCCAAGCCCUCCAAGAGCACUGCUGCCAAUUGAGGAGUCAGUGACUAUGAAAUAGGUUGACGUCUUUUUCCUUAAAUAACCCUGUGGCCAUUACUUAAACUGCUAUGAAAGGCUAAUGGGUGAAAAUGCUGUGUGAUGCUUCAUAAUAUAGAAUGAUGGAUUAAAGCAGACUCCUGUGUAGACUUGUGUUUCACUUGUUGCUCUGGUCCAGCCAGAACAAGUGAGCAACGCAUCUAAGUCUUCUGACCACCACUACUUUUUGCAAUGUGCUUGUUGGCUUUUUCCAUGCACUGUCCACAUCCUUCAAGAGAAAUGUACUAGUAAUAACUCAUCCCAAGUUACAUUCUACAUUUUCAAGGAUUUUUUCAGUACUAUCCCUAUUUAAGGUGAUGCUGUUGCUACCAAAAGCCCCAGAAAAGCCAUGAACCAGACCCUAAGCCAUACUUCAUUAAGAGUUACUUUGGACUGCCCAGGUUAUCACCAUAGUAUGAUCAGUGUUUUGCAGGCUCUGAGGAAUUUAUUCAGUCACUGUAGCUGUUCUUGGAGAUACAGAAAGACUGAGGCCCAAAGAGAAAGAUGCAUCAUACCCAAAAAGAGACUUGAAUGGGAUUUAGGCAGCUAAAUGCACACUGGCAGUCUUGAAAGCUUUUGUCACGUGCUUCGUAUUCCUGAAAGUGCCUAACCACUAUUCAACAGCAAGGUUCCCUGCAACGCCUUUUCCUCCUAUAGUCUUCAAUACCUCAAGAGUCAGUGCUCUUCUGCAGAAGGAGGGAAGCCUGUGUACACUUCCCUUCUCAGCUUGAGUGGAUUUGAACCCAUGUUCUCCACCUUCCUGGGAAAUCCUUGUGAGAGUGGGAAGGCCAUAGCACCCAGCUAUAUAGAGCCAUCCUUGCUAAGUACAGCCUCAACCCAAACGAGAAGCAAGACUGAAGACAUGAGCUGAAUAUGCCCAUUUUUAUUGACUAAUUUAAGCAAACAGGCAUCCUGUUCUCUGUGAAUUUCUUUCCAAAGACCCAUUCUCCGGUGUUUUGGACAGGGAGCCUUCGGUAACUAACACAUGCAAAAACAUGUCAAAGACAUUUGUUUAGUCAGCAGUUGUGUCAGACUAAGAUGGAAAAAUUUUGGAUAAAUUUCCCUCGAAGUUUAAAGAACAAUAAAAAUAAUUUUUUUUUUUCAUAUUUUCAAGAAAAAUAAUUUAUUUUCUUAGGCCUAGACAAUUAUCAGAAUGGAUUUAACUUGUGUUAACAUUUGUGUCACCACAGGUCACUCUAUAUUUUUGCAGUUUCACCAGUUAAAAUAUUUUGUGUCAGAAUCAGACACAGACACCAUUCCACCUCAUUUCAGAGUUAUCAGCUUUUGUUUCCACACUUUUUUCUUACCUUUACAUAGGAUGUUAUUUUUACAUUCUUGUGAUCCAGUAUAUUUACAAGUAAAAUGCAACAUUUCCAAUUUAACAGUAAGCAUUUAUUUUUUGAAAGGGAAAAAUAAAACAAGUGAGGAAAAAAUUGAGAAAAGCUUUGCCUAAAACAAGGUGGGUGAGGAAGGAAAAUGAAAGUGCCGUUCUCCUCCUCUUAAACUAUAUGCUGAAAAUAUUUACUUAAGAAGGUACCAAUAAGUAACACUUGAGUACAUUUUGUAAUUUUUAAAUUAGUAUCAAUGUCUAGCAAAUCAUGAGCCAGCAAAUCUGGCUCAUGAUAAGGGUAUGAUUUGUACUAAGCAAGGAAUUACCCAGAUUAAAAUUUCAGAUCCCUGAUUACAGCAUCAUUUGAAAUUCUGACUUGAAUCAAGUAAUCCUCUGCAAAUAAUUUCUAACUAGAUUAUGAUCCAAAACAAUAUUUUGUGCCCUCACGCUUUUGUUGUUCUGAAUUUGGAUCUGAUUUUUGUGGGUUACGGGGAUUUUUUCUUGCUUUUUAUGGAAAGUUAAUUAAUGUUGAAUUGUUAAUGGAAAUUAGAGUGAAAAUCAUCUAAGUCAGCCCUUGGUUCCUGGCAUCUCAGUGGAGAAGAAGUAUUUUUUUUUUCAUGAGAGGGUGACUGAUUGCAAGGACAGACUGAACACGGGGUUUACCAGAACAAAUACAUCUACAGGCUUGCCCGGCUGGUAGGUGACAGUACCCAUUUCUGACAAAGGCUGUCACCAGCCAUUUGCACUUGCUGCCAGAGGGACCACACAGUAGCAGAGAAAGAAGUAGACCACAGAAGGCCACUGUAAGCAUGACUCCAUGUGCCACCACAGUCUGUGGCUGCAGGAAGACUUAGGAAAAAUAAUGGAAGCGUUUGCCCAGAAAACAGUUUUCCUGUGAAAUCAGGACUUAACGACUCUUACUAAAGACUCUUCUCAUUCAAGAAUUUCUGAAGAUUAUGCAGGUCUUAUUAUGAAGCCCUCCAAAAUAAAACAGAGCAUUGUCUUUUAGGUUGGAUGAAAAGGUUUCAUAAAUCCAGGCAAUUUUUCCAGUCUCUCCAAACAGACUUGCAGUACCAGUAUUUGUCGAUUCAGCCACCGGGUUGCACAUGCUCAGCAGAACUGAUGGCGGGGCCUGGCUGCCCCGAGUGGCUGCAGAAGUGGAGGUUGGCGAUGGAGAAACUUUAGGAAAGCAGUCGCUGCUGUGGUGAUGAGAGAGACGCUGGAAAUGGAGGUGGCCUGGAGACCAGGGAGAAGAUAUGCACAUGGCAGAAAAUUGGUAAAGAGCUGGCCAUAUUUAACAUGCUGCUGUAAAGGCACCAACUGGGCUUCCUCCUUCUUUUUAUUUUUUUUUAAACUCCUGAAAAUCUCUGAAAUUUCUUGGAUUCUGUUGUGAGAGGCCAUUAGCAGAAAGAUCUCUGAAGUGCCUGCAAAACUAUCUUGAGUAUUGGCGGGGAGACAUAAAGUCAUAAAGAUUAAAAUCACUAUGUUUGGUUAUAUAGCCCUGAAAGCCACAGUUUUGCUUAAAACCAGAGAUGAAUACCAUGUCUCUUUUGGUAUAAAGCAUAUAUGUCUGAAUUUUAAAAUAAAGAGAGUUUAUUUCUGAAAAAAAA